Molecule: messenger RNA, 1079 nt
Organism: Aedes albopictus (Asian tiger mosquito)
Lineage: Eukaryota; Metazoa; Arthropoda; Insecta; Diptera; Culicidae
Exons: 3
Coding region: 111-629 (172 amino acids)
Source: RefSeq, a predicted model, not a curated record
AAAAAUAACAAAUUGUGUUCUAGGAAUAAUCAAAUUAUUCGCGAAGUAACGGAAAUUUGCGGGAGUUUUAUUCAAUAAGUAUAAAAUUGUCGUUUAUUAUAACAUAUACCAUGGAUAAAGAUUCUUCGAGGAUAUUGUCCAUGAACAAGACGUUGGAAGAGGUUCGAGCGCUAAAUGCAAAAAACGACAAACUGCUCAAAGACUUCGGCAUCGACCUUACCAACCUAAGCGACGCAGCACAAGAAACAUUGGAAGACUAUGCCAAAAUCAAAUACCUCACCGGUCUAACGGAAAUGGAUCCAUCCUUCGUCGAAGCUUACUGCUACCAAGAGCAAGCCAAACGCCUCGAAGCACGCCUGCAAUCGCUUCCACUGAAGGCCGACAUCAAGAAACUGAAGGCGGCCAUCCAACGAGAACAGAACGACCUCACCAAACUGGAGAGAUUUGUGGAGGAAACACAAGCCCAACUGGUUCCCACCGACGAGAUGGAGAAGAUGCGCGUCACCCGCGAGGCGCAAAUCGAGAUGCUGCGACGUAAGCAGAGGCCCCUCAUGGAAAAAGCGGACGCCAUCAAUCUCGACGAGCUGAUAGCCAAGGUCGAUGCACUUGAGGCCGAGGAGAAUAAUUAAAUGCGUUUUUUUUUAUCGAUACUGAUGCUGUGUGUAUACAUCAACCGGGCUGUGAUUCCCCGCGAGGGGCGCGCGCGGUUCAAAUAUUUAUAUCACUUCCUUUCUGGUGGCGCGUGCAAUAUAGGUAAUGAAGAAAAAUAAACUAUUUUUUGUCACUUCGGAUUCCUGUCUCACAAGCAGGUUUCGUGUGAUUCCUAUCUAUGCUUGGCAAUAACAAUAUUCCUUUCACUUUAUCAUCGUCAAGUUGAGUUUAUUGUAACUUGUUUACGCGAGAAUUUGCAACCGUUUUACUGCCCCUCUUGGCAUGUCAGUCCCAUGUUGUUUCUAAUGCGAAUCAUAUUUUUGUCUCUCACGAGCCCAUUUAAAAUAAAUUUGAUAUUCUUCUCGCCUCAUUUCACAGCUCAAUGUGCCACGAAAAGUUUAUGCAUCACAUGAAUACAUUUUUAUUGA